Chara braunii is the source of this 10213-nucleotide messenger RNA. The record is from the annotation of a GenBank genome assembly. Lineage: Eukaryota; Viridiplantae; Streptophyta; Charophyceae; Charales; Characeae.
GCGUGCGUCUAUUCUGACUCGAUUUCUCUCUCUUCUUCGUCCCCAUCUCGAUCACCUUCGUCGCUGAGGAAAAAGGUGGUGAAAUGCGAACCCGUGGUCAAGUCGCAGAAAGACGGAAGCAGAUGGCGGACCGUCUUCACCAGCUGCUCACUGAAUUGCAUGACGCUGGGCCAGAAGCUAAGCAGCAUGUUCGCUGUCAGCUCGACCUGCGUUCAGCAGAGGACGAACUAGUGGGGGCUGAAACUGUUGUUCAGAUGCUGGAGGUCAGCGGCAGAGUGCAACAACCAGUUGACCUGGGGCAAAUGGCCUUCGAUCAAUUUGUGGCAGAGCAGUUGGCGAAGAUAGACGGGGAUGUGACCAAAGAAGAAGAUAAGGGGGAAGCAAAGCUUGAGGACUUGGCAUUCAUGUAUGCUUAUCCUGAAGAAUAUGCUGAAGUGCGGUGGAGGAUUGAUGCUUUGUCCAGGAGUCAGGCAGAUGUUGUUCUUGAGGCUAAAAACGUUCUGCUGGGAGCGAUCAAGAAGGACAAAUUUUUGGACCUUACUACUGUGGAUGCACAUGUGGUCACUAUCUGCAAAGAACCAUACAGCAUCUUUAAGAAAUUGCAGAGGAGGAAGUGCUUGGUUCAGGAAGUGAGUGACAUCACGCAGCUCAGAAUCGUCCUCAAGAUGAAGCCAGCAGUAGAUGAUGUCUGCAAUGCACAGCAGGUCUGUUACCACGUACUUGGGAUCAUUCACGCCAUGUGGCCACCAGUUCCGGGCACGUUAACGCGCAUAUCACUCAGCCAUAGCGAUGACUUGGCGGUAAAGCGUCCAAUAGAGAAGAAAGAUGAUGAAGUCCUGCCAGGAGUAAGGCGUUUUGUUUGGGAGAAUAUUCAAGACCUUGAUAAAGUCAUGAGCUUGCUUGAAGAACAUAACCUUACGGCAAGUGGAGCCAAAUCCAGACGUUGCAUGAGGGAGGCUACCAUCUUGGGGUUCGUCUGCAGCGAGAGUGGCCGUCGGUCGGAUGUAAAAAAGACGGAGAAAAUUAUCGAAUGGCCAGUGCCAUUCCGUUCGAUAACAGAUGUUAGGAGCUUCAUCGGCACGUGUGGGUUUUGGAGAACCUUCAUCAGAAACUUUGCUGCCAAGAUUGAGCACCUAAGAAAGCUGGAACGUCAGGAUCAGGAAUGGGUCUGUGGUGAGGACCAAGAGAACAUUGUGACAGGAAUGAAGGAGGAAUUUCUGGAAGGGGGUUUAGUAUUAGGAGCACCAGACUAUGAGGCCACUGAGGUAAGGCCAUUCAUCGUUGAGACGGACGCUGGACCGACUGCCUUAGGGGGAGUCUUGAUUCAGGCAGAUGUCGAAGGAAAGGAGAGGCCGCUAAGGGGGUAUGAGCAGAAGGCAAAGCUUGUACUCGAGCCUUUUGAGGAAGAAGACCCGUGGGGCGGCAAGGAUGUCCAAUGGAUGAUGAAGUUGGCACUGGCAGGCGCACAUAAUCUGGUAGAGGAGGGGAACUUUGACCGAAUAGGCUCGUUGAAUCCGGCUGAGAGUGAAGGUAUUGUACCGGAGAACCAGGACAACGGGUUUGAGGAAGGGGAGAUCAAAGAAGCUUUCCGUGCAGAGGAGUAUGAUGGGAUUUGCCUGGAGCUGGGACGACUCCUAUCAUGUGAGAUAAGGUCUGACUUUACGAAGACAGCCAUGCCGAGACGAGGGAGGGAGACGCGGCCACCACGGAGGUCGUUGGGAGCAUCUGGGGUAUACGAGCGGCAUGGGUCUUACCGGAGGGAGCACACACCUGUGUAUGACGACGGGGAUAUAAAGCUCUUUCUGGACGACUUCCGAGGGUAUGCAAAGUACAGGGGAUGGACAGUGACCCAGAUGAUAGAGAGGUUGAGAGGAGUUGGCAGAUUUGAGGAGCCCAUCGCACGGAUCCGUAGGGAGGCGAGGACCUGGCCAGAGGUAGAGAUGAGGAUGCAGGAGUUGAGGCCAUCACCAGUGGGACCAGAUGGCGUGUCGAUUCGCCUGGAGAUUGGGAACGUGGAGGAGUUCAUCCCUGCUUUUGAGCAGCUUAUGCAUGAUCAAAACAUUUUGAAGGAUGAGUGGGCACGGACGUUACCACUACGGGCCAGGAAGGCAGAGACACUGUUGGCCAGGCAACCACCACGAGAGCCACGCCAGGCAGAGAGAGAGGCGAGGGCUGAGAUUCCAGAGAGAGGGGUCCAUCGCACAAGAGGGAGAGCACCAGCAGGAGAGACAGCAGAGGAGAAACGGGCCAGAGUCGGGAAGCGCGUGGAGGAGAUUUGGGAGGCGAGGCAAAGAUUAGAGGCGGCAGGAGCGCUUCCAGAUCAGCCACCCGACGUACCACCCAAGCCCCGUGGGGUCACGAAGAUGUGGGACGAGUUUCAGGGUCAGUAUGGUGAGGAAUUGGUGGCACCGGAGAGAGCAGGACUCGAGUCGGCGAGGUCAGCAGAUGGGUACCUGGACCGCAAGUUCCGCUUUUUGGCCAAGACGUCUUUCCAGAGGUAUGUAAUGUUGGGAGAUGAGUUGGCCGGAAGGAAGGUGAAGUUUGGGAAUCUGGGGGUGCGUUUGGAGGCCGCAGAGGCAGAGAUCCACGAGCUGAGGACGCAGACAGCCAGCCAGGCCGCUACCAUCCAGGAGAUGAGACAACAACUUCACGAUAUGACAGCGAGGAUGGAGAGAGAGGGGCCUAUCAGAGUGGUGGAUUGGACUGAGAGUAGACGCUAUGGCAUCCAGGGAGAGGCAAUGCAGGGCCUAUUUGGGCAGCCAUCUACGGCGGGCCCAACUCCCGAACCAUCCAUUGGAAAGGUUAUUUUGGAGCCAGAGGAGGCAAAGGCAAAGAGGGAGGCAGAGAAGGAAGCCUUUGAGUUCCAAGCAUCUACAGAGCUUGCUACCGCUAUAGCGUCUUCUGGGCCAGCGACAGAGUCCGUAAGUAAAGGCUUGGGAUGCCUUGAGCGGGACGGGCCUGGGAGAGACCGGGUGGCAAAGGGGCUACGAGCCCGUCCUGAGGAGAUUGCCAACACAUUCGAGGAAGAAGAUACAGUAAGAGGGGCAGAAGCAGUUUCGAUUGCAGCUUUAGAUCCAGGGGGUAGAGGAAGAGGGUUGGCCACUUGGGCUUGUCGCAGGAAGAUGGUGUCGUCCCUCACACGGGCACUAAACAAAAACCAAGGCUUUCUCGCGGAUGCUAAAAAAAACUUGACGUUUGACGGGGCGAACAUCACGGAGUUCCUGAUAGAUUACGAGAACCCGGCCGCGUUGCUGAAAUGGAGUGACGAGGAGAAGAUGGAUCACCUAGGGCAGCAUGUGUUAUUAAGUCUAGGGCGAGACAUAAUGGCCAUCGUGGCCGCAAGCCGGUCUUGGAAGGAGACCCGGGAUGUAAUGAUGAGGAAGUAUCUGGCGGCGGAGAAAAUGGCAACAGAAGCCGAUUUAUCGACAAUCCAGAGGAGGAACAGUGCGACAUACAAUGACUUCCUGAGAGAGUUUACCCUGGUCGCACUAAGGAUCCCCGGGGUAACGGACUGGAUAAUGAGUAAGUAUUUCCUCAGGCAGUUUUCCGAGUUCGAUAAGGACAAGAUUCUGUCGGCCUACCAACAGACAAGCAAAUUCGUAAACACUAGGGAUGUUGACUUUAGUACGGUGACGGAUCUGACGGAGAAAACGGUAGUGACCGAAACGCUGGCCUUGCUCAAGGAGGGAGAGAUCAUAGAUCUGACCGGCAAGACGGGCGACAAGGUGACCCCUAUGGGCUUCACGAAUGCAGUAGUCGAAGCGCAAAGGAGGAUGCUUGCCGUAGCCGGAGACAUGUUUCGAGAGAAGUGUGAACCUUACAUCGACGACAAUCCGAUUAAAGAGGAGCAGGCGGCGAAGAAGAAGAACAUAGAGGAGGAGGUGAUGAGGCUGCAGAAGGAGAAGAUGUUGAGGUUGCAGCAGGAGGAGGAAGAGAAGAGGAAGGCUGCCGAGGAAGAAGCAGCAGAAGAAGAAGAGGAGGAAGUAGAAGACGAAGAACCCCUUGAGAGAGGGCGCAGGGCGGAGAGAGGCGAGACAAGUGGCACGAAGGGGGAAGACGCGUGGAUGGAAAAGAAGAUAACAGAGUGGGUGGCUAAUUUAUCAUUAGGGGAGGAUGAGGAGGCACAGUUGGCGAUAGAAGACCCCCUGGAAUGCCAGACAACAGAAGAUGAAAAGAAACUGGAGUGGAAGCUGCGAAUGAUGAGGGAGAAGAAGAGGAGGAGGGAGGAGGCCAACAGGGUGGCGAAAGAAGUAGAGAGGGUUCAAGCCUGCAGACAGGAGGUGCAGGCACAAACUGAGGUCCCUGCCAAGUUAGACAAAAUUUUGGGACACCUAGAGGUUUUAACCAAGGCUUGGAUAGAAGAGCAUCAGGCCGUUAAGGGUCAAGACUUAACCCUGCAUGCCUUCCGAUGUGGGUUUAAGGAGUUCGUGCACGACAUGGUGACCCAUGUCGGGACAGAAGUCAAAAAGAUGAAGGAAGGCGCAGAGAAGUUUUGUGUUGGCGCCAUUGAGGGCGCCAAAGUUGUCGCCACAGCCGAGGCCGUUGUACGUCCCCGCAAGGAGCCUGCAAAGCUCAAGUUUCCUGAUUCCUACAGCGGGAAGAAGGACGAAAGCUUUGAUAAUUGGGAGGCUAGUGCGAACACUUAUGUUUAUUUGCAGCACAUUGACCCCGAGGAACAAGUCCUUGUGGCCUUCCAUGCAUUGAAGGACGAAGUGGCUAGCUUCGCCAGGUCCCUUGCUCGCGCUGCUGACUGCGAACAUAAUAUGAUCACGUAUUCUUGGCUUACCCCUCUCUCCACUUUUCUCAAACUCCUGCGUGAGAGGUUCGCUGACGUCACAAGAGGGGCCUUCGAUAAACUCCAAACCAUCCACUUGCGACAGUGGAAGAGUGCGCGAGCACUCAAAGCUGUCAUGGACGACUUGGUAGCCGUCCCGAACCAUGGAGUCACAAAGACCCAAUUGGUCCAACUCUUUUGUCGUGCCAUGUCAGAACCCUUGCGAAGGCACUUUUUUGACAAGACCCAGCAGCCCAAUAUCACGUACGACGCAUUGAGUAGGGAAGUGGUCUUGUUUGAGGCCAGGUCCACGCCAGUUACCACUUUUUGGCACAAGGAUUUAGAUAAGGGCAAAAAGUGGAAAGGCCGUACCAUCUCUGGCCAAGUCAGGGCGAAGGAUCAUUUGAUCCUCACUCUAGAUGAAGGUGGUACAGACGAGGUCCCUUAUAGUCGGAUUGAGUGGGGCCUCGAGGAGGAGGACAAUAGCGUAGGUCAGGGGAGGUCCUAUGCGGCUGUCGCGGCAGGAGGGAGGCCGCAAGGUAGCGGUAUCGGGACUGUUGGUCAACCUGUUUUAUUGUGCCAUGCCCGAACCUUGCGCGGACACUUCUUUGAGAAGAGUAAGGAGUCUACCAUGACCUACGAUAUUCCGAGUAGGGAAGUGGUAGCGUUUGAAGCGCAGUCCAUGCCAGCUUCCACUUUCUGGCAUAAGGACCUUGACAAGGGCAAGAAGUGGAAACGCCGUACCAUCUCGGGUCAGCAGGAUGAUGGCAAUGGGUAUAGACCCGUAGAGUUCAUGUCCGCUAGGAUGCCUUCAGAGAAGGUCAAAGACUACAUUGCCACUCCUAAGCCCAAUGGGUACCAGAGUCUUCAUACUACUAUUCUUCCACUGGGGUCAAAGAUGCUCUUUCCACUAGAAAUCCAGGACGAAAACUUGCUUUUGUGGAUAGCUGAGAUCCAAACGUACGUUGGAACAGCCCCUAUCGAGGAACCAUUUCAAGUUGCUUUCUCGGCGUCUUGCUUGGGAGGGGAAGCGAAAGAAUGGGUACUGGCGGAGGCUAAUGCCGCAGGGUUUGAAGACAUUGGUGAGUGGGCUGGUACUUUGACCUUGAAGCAGUUCCUUGCAAAGAUCAAGGAACGCUUCUUGGAUAAGACCGCCGCCGAUAAGGCCUUUGACCAGCUCACCUCCAUUGGUCAAAAGCACUGGACCUCAGAACAGGAAAGCGUGUACUUUUGGCGCCAGGACCACACCCUUGUCGUCUUUGACGACGAAACUGUGGAAAGGUGGCCAUUGGAGGCCGAGGGUGUGGCAAACAGCAGUGAUUCCGGGAAGGGGGAAGUCACUGCUGCCUUGGUCAACAAGGGAGGACCACGACCACCAGGAAAGAAGAAGAGACCACGCUCCAUUCCCGAGCAUCCCGGCAUUGCGGCAGGGAAGCCUUGGGAGAAAAUGGGAAUGACACAGGACACUUGGCAAGAAAGAAUGAACAAUGCGCAGUGUCUGAAGUGUGGCGUUGUUGGGCACAGGAACAAACCGUCACACGAGAACCCACUCGGUCUCUUGAGACCAUUGCCGAUUCCCAGUGAACCAGUUUUCUGCGAUCAGUCCAGGACGGAACCGAUCCCGUGGUGGCGCCAGUUUACUCUCAGGCUCGACAUGCACCAUGUCCCGAACAACGAUCGACAUCGGUGUUUGUACCACCGAUCUGGUGGUGCAUGUCAAGCAUGGCUGGACAACAUAUUGACCAGCCACGACGUAGCAGUGUCGGAACUGCACACCAAGCUCACUUGGCAGGAGUUGACUGACGCCUGGCACAAGCGAUUCCAAGUGGAGCCGCCCGACCUGCAAGCGAUGGACAAGCUCAACAAGCUCCAUCAGAACAGGCUGCUCAGUCAGGACUGGAUUACUGAGUUCCAAAGACUCGUCUCCACACCUGACUUGCCACUCGCAUUCCGCGGCGUCAAGCACUUGUUUAUCAUGCGCUCGUGUCCAGCCCUGCAAAACGCGCUGACGCAGAUUGCAGAGACACUCGACACAUUUGACAAGCUUUUCAGCACAGCAAGCCCGCAACGCCGGCCGAUCUUCCGCGACGACGGGCAGCACCCAAAGGUGGCUUGCAUUUCGGCGACUUCGCCAACUUCUUCUACCGAGGCUGCAACACCAAACGAGGGUGAAGUGUUGGCAGCUGCCCGGGAUGGUGGCCGGCCGCGCAACAAUCACGGCCGCGACAAGACGAAGACUCAGUCCACCUCUACACCGGGCACCGGAUCAGCAGCCGACGAACCUUGGACACAAUACGGACUCUCGGCGAAUGGUUACCGCACGAGACUCGAGUACCGUUAUUGUCUUUGGUGCAACAACACCAUCCACGAUGCUGCAAAAUUGCCCCACCAAGGGGAAACCCCGUCCGGGAAAGUAGGCGCCGCCGAGGGUGACUCGACACCUCCCUCGACGCCAUCGGAAGCGGUUGUGCGCACGACCGCCCUUUCUUCCGAGGCAUACGCGGAUGUCGGGAGUCUUCCACUUUCGUUCGAAGACUUCGCUGCCCGGCUCGUUCCUUCACUGGAUGCUUCUCAAGGACAAGAUACAUGUGCGGUCCGGAGGUUCCUCCGCCACUUCGUCUUCAUCAAGGGAUUCGGCAAGCGCGUUCAACGAGGAGGCUUUGGACCUGCUCACGCCCGAGGAUUUCGCUUGGGUUCCUCUCCCUGCGACGGGCAACCUUCCGGGGCCGCAAAGCGCAGCACUAUGCGCCCUCUUACACGAGUAUCUUUCCUUCCAUGCACCACCAACUUCGCCGACGGUAGACGAAGUCGCGGUGGGGCCCGCGAGUUUGUCUCGCAAUGGUAUGCAGAAAACAACGCACUGUUGCUCUACGUGCCCAUUCAGAUUGGGCAAGCGGCCUGCAACGCUUUGCUAGAUUGCGGCGCAACUCGCAACUUCAUGAGCCAGUCCUUCAUGACUCGGGCUGGCCUUGGCGCACAAGUACGGAGGAAGUCACAUCCGACGACGGUCGCUCUUGCCGCCGGUAAGACGAAACAACUCUUAGACCGUUACAUCUCGGCUGUCCCGGUGUACUUUGCACCGCACGCAUGUGAACCCGUCACUUUUGACGUGUUGGACACCGACUUYRAUGUCRUUUUGGGGAUGCCUUGGCUUUCUAGCGCGGACCACACGGUCAAUUUCCAUCGACGCACGCWCACGAUUCGUGAUKCAACUGGCGCCGAGGUCCCGUGGCCGAUCUCUCACGAGAUCAUACUCGAGGCCGGCGCCGUGCCACCGAAGGCAUGCAUUUAUCGCAUGUCCGCGGAGGAGCACACGGUUCUCCGUGCGCAACUCGAUGAUCUUCUUGACAAGGGUUGGAUCCGCCGUAGCAGCUCACCUUACGGUGCGCCCGUUCUUUUCGCUCGGAAGAAGAACAAGGACCUUCGACUUUGCAUUGACUACCGACGCCUCAACGCGCAAACCAUCAAGAACGCGGGGCCUCUACCUCGCAUUGAUGAUUUGCUUGAGCGGUUGGGUGGCGCCAAGUACUUUUCGAAGUUGGACCUCAAGUCGGGAUAUCAUCAGAUUUCCAUCCGCCCGCAAGAUCGGUACAAAACAAUGUUUAAGACGCGAUAUGGGCAUUUUCAGUUGGUAGUUAUGCCUUUUGGUCUCACUAAUGCCCCGGCCACCUUUCAGGCGGCCAUGACCACCGAGUUUCGCGCUAUGUUGGACCGAUUUGUCUUGGUCUACUUAGACGACAUCCUCGUCUAUAGCCGAACUCUAGAGGAGCAUCUCGAGCACAUUCGCCGUGUUCUAGAGACUCUUCGGUCAGCCCGGUACAAAGCUAACCGCGACAAAUGAGUGGCCCGAGCCGGACGUCCGAUCCUUCCUCGGCUUGGCCGGUUAUUAUCAGCGCUUCAUCAAGGGUUACUCGAAGAUCGCGUCCAACCUAAGGAGCGCCAUUCUUUUGAGCGGCCUUUUGACUUCGACGACGAGGCGCGCCAUUCUUUUGAAACACUCAAAGCGACACUCUUAUCCGCCGAGGUGUUACAUAUUUACGACCCGCUUCUAGCUACGCGCGUCACUACCGAUGCGUCAGGCUAUGGCAUUGGGGCCGUCCUUGAGCAGCAGGAUGGCACGGACUGGCACCCGGUCGAGUACUUUAGCAAGAAAGUACCUCCCGUGCAUUCGAUCGACGACGCACGGAAGAAGGAGCUUCUUGCCUUCGUCCACGCCCUCAAGCGUUGGCGACAUUUCCUCCUUGGUCGGAAAACAUUCCGAUGGGUAACGGAUAACAAUCCAUUGGUAUUCCGAGAGUCGCAAGACACGAUUAACAGUACCAUUGCCCGUUGGAUGGCUUUGAUCGACCAGUUUGACUUUUUCCCCGAUCACAUUCCCGGGAAGUCAAACCGUUUUGCGGACGCCCUCUCCCGACAACCGGAUCUUUGCACCGCAGUCUACUCCACCUUCGAGAUCGACGACGACUUGCGGAAGAGUUUCAUCCGUGGCUAUCAAGCCGACCCCCACUUUCGCGACAAGUACGCGAAUUGCUCCUCKCCGAAUCCGGUGCCUUCGCAUUAUCGGAUCCAAGAGGGCUACUUGCUUGUGCAUUCACGGGGUAAGGAUCUUCUUUGUGUGCCAAGUGAUUCACACUUGCGCACACGGCUUCUUGGCGAGUUUCACGAUGCGCCCGCCUCCGGGCAUUUUGGUGUCAACCGUACACUUGGCCGACUUCGCCAGCGGUUCUAUUGGCCCGACCUUCUCAAGGACGCCACCCGCAAUUGUGAGUUGUGCGAAGCACCGAAGUUAGCCGAGGUUUUAUAUACCGGUUGGAUUCGCUCCAAGGGCUACCCCAAGGAGAUCGUUUGCGAUCGGGACACUCGCUUUCUCUCCGACKUUUGGGUCGCCCUCGUCAAGCGAUGGGGCUCAUCUUUGAAGCCGAGUUCGGCUCGCCACCCGCAAACCGGUGGUCAAACGGAAAGGGCGCAUCAGACCGCUCAAGUCCUUCUACGCACUCUCAUCCGUCCCGACCACGUUGAUUGGGUUGAGCGCUUGCCAGACGUCGAGUUGGCUUACAACUCCUCGAUCCAUCCGGCUAUCGGGAUGUCGCCGUUCGAGUUUGAGCAUGGUUCACCCAUCUCAUCGCCGCUGGAUGCCAUUCUGCUGCGCAUAGCCGAGAGCGACGACCAUCUUGCGUUCCUUCGCCGCAUGCAAGACCUAUGACCGGUCGUAUGCACAAAUUCAGACGUUUACUUUGAAACACACUCGUCUGGCAUGUCGUUUGUUCCUCUCGGCUGCCUUCUUUUUUCUAGGAGGCCUACUACCGUUAUGAGGUAUAGGAGUAACGUCUCUUAUAAACCUAAGGAUUAGUAGGGAUUAGUAGGGAUUACCCAAUUUUUUUUUUCUUUGUUUUUUGAAAAAUUGAACUUUUGAAAAAGGAAUGAAUGCUGCCUUCUCCU